Maniola jurtina (meadow brown) is the source of this 3252-nucleotide messenger RNA. RefSeq lists its product as uncharacterized. The record is from RefSeq and is a predicted model, not a curated record. The transcript is spliced from 6 exons. Bases 197 to 1057 code for a protein of 286 amino acids. Lineage: Eukaryota; Metazoa; Arthropoda; Insecta; Lepidoptera; Nymphalidae.
CCGGCAGAACGAUCUUGGUUCAACACAAUAAUAUAGCGAAUCGACGCGCGCGCACGUAUGUAGGCGGCGAAAACGGCGCGAAAUUUAACCCGCGAGAUAUGUGAACGAUUCUAAUUUGACAGCUUAAAUAUUUUUUUUUUAUUAAGUAUAUGUAUUUUUUUUCUUGGUUCUUAUAAGGAUUUAGUACUUUUAAACAAUGAAGUUAAUAGUGCUGUGCUGUGCAUGUGUCUUGACAGUGGUGGGACAGGAUAUCGAAGCGAUGCGGAAACUGCCCAAGUAUGACUCGAGAUAUGACUAUUUAGAUGUAGACGGGCUUUUUAAUAGUAAACGGCUAGUGAGGAACUAUGUGGACUGUUUGAUUAAUGGACAAAGGUGCACGCCUGAAGGAAAAGCGCUGAAAAGGCUCCUGCCAGAAGCAUUAAGAACGAAGUGCGUCCGAUGCACAGAAAGGCAGAAGAAAAUAGCAGUGAAAAUAAUCAGGAGGCUCAAGUAUGAGUACCCGGAAGAGUGGGCCAAACUCUCCGCAAAGUGGGACCCGACGGGCGACUUCACGCGGUACUUCGAGGUGUUCCUCGCCAAAGAGCAGUUUAAUACCAUCUCUGGAAAUGCUGACGAGAUCCCUGUAUCCCCACUGGCGACGCCCCGGCCUCCGCCACCCACGACAGUUCCGAGUACUACACCACCUACAGCGAGUCCAGUGACCACCACCACUCUACCAAAUCCUGUACUGCUUAAUAGGUUUGGUGACGAAGAGACGAUGGUAGGCAGCCCGUCCUCUGCGGUGCCGACUCCGCGGCCGACCUUAGCUACCACUGCGAAGACUUCGAAACCUACCACAAUGAGAGCGCCGGUACCACCGAGACCAACUCCCGUGUCUUGGGCGAGCGUAGGAGCAGACUCAAUGCCGACUCGGUACACGCUGAGGCCGAUCAACGAAAUGCCUUUUGUUUACACCACAGCAAUCACUUUCAUCGACCAAAUAGGCAUCAAGAUAAUAAGGACAACCGAACUUGUCACUGAUAUUCUGAAGAACACAGUAAGAGCUGUGGUAGGAUGAUAAUAUUGUAAAAAAGAACACAUUUUUUUUAUAAAGUGCCUUAACACACUGGGACGCCACGGCGAUGACGCUGGCUACGUAGCCAUAGCUGUCUCUGGCUACUUACCGUAGUCAAAUGACGUUGCUAAAUAAGUAGGUAGCACAAAAACAACAGUAGCUAACAAAAACACGCGAUCAUCCUGGCGAUCAGUUGGUCACUGAGGGACGAAGGCGUAACUUACUUGUAUGCAAAAUACUAGUGACUUUUCGACUGGUCGCUAGAGUAUCUAAUAAAAAAGAGUAUCUAAUAUCUCCAUGUCGGGGCCGGACGGUUGUAGCUACGCUUUCGAAUAUUGGUGACGUCGCCAGACCGUAGCCAAGUGAGUUAAUCAUCAUACAUUUCAAUACGAAUUGUUUGGAUACGUAGCCGGCGAGGACGCCAUGGCAUCCCAGUGUGUUAGCGCUAUAAGGGUGACCGCAACUUAUUUUAUAAAGAAGUUAUGCAAAGAAGAGGCGACCUGCAAGACCUAUGCGAUCAUCGUUAGCGUACCGUCAACUAAGGCGUUAACAGAUUUUUUUUAUUAUAUUGCUCCAUCUUGUUUGAAGGAACAUUACUCAUUUUUUUUUUAAUAGAUACAUAUCAAAAAUUAUGGCAGGAUUCUAACUUUGGGUAUCUCUGGUCAGGGCAUAGCGCCGCGAACGCCUUUGGCCACUAGGCCUCGGUUGCCCUAUCUUUCAGUGCUAAUAAAAUUGUCAUGGAAUUAAAAAAAAAACAUUAGUGCGUUUAAGCGCGGUUGGAAUAAAACUUGUUUGACGUUGCGGCAAAUAAAAUAAAUGCCAAGUCAUAUUAGAAAGCCAAAUAAGGCCAAGUCAUGUUAGAAAUCAGUAGUUUUGAAAAUGAGUCGUAGUAAAAGUAAAUAUAGAACUUUUAAUCCACGGCACUGACUAAGUACUUGGUAGUUACUUCAAAACACCUCAACAAGACAGCUGUUCUGUUUGGCGGUCUCUUUUAAAUAUGGAUGGAAGUAAGGUGGAUCUAAGUAACUUUUAAAGCGCGCCUAAAGAAAUAUUACUUCAAAAUCUCACUAAAACCCGCCCUAUCGUGUUUGCAAUUUGUGGAGUCUAUAUCUAGUAUAAACUAAUCUGAACUAGAAAAUAAAGACUUGGUUCGAAUUGAUAUUUUGUAGAAAAAAUCAAGAAAAUUAGAAACGAUUUUAGAAAUUAAAUUAUAUAAUAAUGAAGAGUUGAUAGAGGUGAUAAUAUUAUGUUGCUGUGACAUAAAAUUGCCAGUGCACUUUUAGCUAUUAUUUCGACAAAAUACGGCCAUGUCUGUUUACCUAUCAUUUCAAAGAAAAUUCACUAUGACUUCGUUGAAUUGUAGAAAAUUACUUAAAGAUACCUGCUACCUAUCAAAAUUAUUCAAUUAUUAAGUUAUUAAAUUGGUUGACUUAUAAAAAUUAUUAAAAGGUAUUUAAAUUAAGUAAAAUUAAGUUAUUAUAGUACUUACAACUUAAGCGUUCUUACUUCGUAAAUUAAGGUCAUAUUUUUUACUUAUAUAAUACUUUGUUAACAAUACGAGAUUAUUAUUAUUAAGUAAGGACCCAACCUUCUCCUGUCUGAACUAUCAGACUAAAUAAGUAGCUACCUAGGUACAUCCCGGAAAAUUACUGGUCUGGGAGCACAUUAUUAGAAAUUUCUAUAAGUACCUAAUUCUAUACCGUGCUAAUAAAGUAGUAGAUAUACAUAUGAAUCCAUAUGGAGUCGAUUAGAUUGCUCGCUCGUUUAUAUGUUCUGCCCCCUAAGGAUAAGUUGAUCAAGCAUUUAAUAUGCAAUAAGCUCUACAACAUCACAACACCAACUUUAUAGUUGCUAAAGAAUAUGCAUUGAUACCUAGGUAUAAUUCUUAUAGAAACGAAAAAAUACAAAAUCAUCCCAUAUCAUCUCAGGUAGGUGUCAAUUUGAUCUAGACACAGAUUUACCACGAUUUUCAGUAAAAUAUUACCUAUGUAAGGUGUUUAAUUAAGUUAUAUUGUAAAAUAGAAAUAAAAUAGAAUACCUAGUUACAUAUUAAUACAUAAUUAAGUAAUAAGAAUAAAAUGUUAAAUUAUUAUUAAUUGUAAAGAUUAAUUCGUAUUGAAAUGCUCCACUCAAUUAAGUUUGUAAGAUAUUUUUUUAAGUUAAACGAAGCAGUGACUCAAUAAAUAUAAUAUGUUCUA